Messenger RNA from Microplitis mediator, 2614 nucleotides. Its product is annotated as protein PFC0760c-like. The record is from RefSeq and is a predicted model, not a curated record. Lineage: Eukaryota; Metazoa; Arthropoda; Insecta; Hymenoptera; Braconidae. Bases 353 to 1987 code for a protein of 544 amino acids. The transcript has 4 exons. Gene Ontology annotation, molecular function: DNA binding.
UAUUUUUAGGAAAAAUCACCCAAAAACUUUAGUACUGUGAACAUGUCAUCGAGCCAUUAACUAAAUUGCUACCAUGUAAGAGUAUGUUUUGUAUGGAUGAAUGAACUGAAUGUAACUACGUCGCAAAGUACAUUUGCGAUAAAAAAAAAGUCGAUACAUAGCGCCGAAGCGCCAUGGCGCAAAAUCAGUAGGCCCUCUAGCGUCUUGGUUGUAACACGUGUGUUGCCGUUUAGUUAAUAAUAGCGGGCUCUAUUCAAAUCCAUUCAAAGGAUUUUAUAGUAAAAAUAAUAAAAGUAAUACGGCAGUGUAAUCCAUUUGACGAUCAGUUUAAUUCUGCUUAUUGUACCUAAAGAUGGAUAUAAAGAGGGAUUACCGAUAUUAUGUUGUGGAAUUUUUGGAUCCGCCAUACUGUGACAUCGAUCAAUAUGUUUGCAUUCCGGAUUCUUGGAUUCAGUUACGUGAAAUAGUGGAUCAAGCAGUUGUUACUAAAUUUCCCGUUGAAAAUUUAUCAAUAACAAAAAAACGUGUUGAAGAUGGUGAGGUUUUCUCAGAUGUUUGGUCAAUUUACGUGGCCGAAGUUAAAUAUGGCACUGAUUCUUACGAAGACGCAGAAAAAUACAUCAAAACACUCACAGAAAAAUUAAUUAACAAACAAAGCUGUUCAGGGCCGGUCAAUAAUGACGAUGGUGUGUCGAAGAUAUUGAAAAGCUUACGAAGGUCCAAGCGAAUUCAGUCAAAUCUAAGUGUAAACAAACCUCAAGUAUCUGAAGCUCCAUCAAACUAUAACAUAGAACCCGAAUCAGAACAGCUAGCAGCGAUCAGUACAAAAAUCGCAACUCAUAAAAAACAUACCAAUGGAGUUGAGACUAUUAACUCUGAUAAUGAGGUCGUAAAACAGACGGAUACCUUAUCUGAAUCAUUAAAUGGCGAACAGCUAUUAUUAAAUACGGAACAUUAUCUGUAUGAAGUUACCGGUAGACAAGAAAACAACGAUGAAACAUUAAAUAAUGUUGAUUCCAUUGAAAAUGAUAAUGGUGCACAAGGCAUAGCAAGAAAUGAAUCACCAGCGAAUCAUGAUGGCCCGCAAUUAACAAAUGGAUCAUUGGAUGCUAUAAUAAUUCGCGAACCAAUUUCGGAUACUGGCAACCCAGGUCAGAUUAAAAACGCCAGUGACUUUCAUUUUGAAGAACGCUUAUUAUUCCUUGAUCAUACGUACGAUGAACUUGUUCAACACUGUACGUACUUAGAAAAACUGAUGGAUGGUAUAAAUAAUCGACAUUAUAGUGGAAGUUAUAAUCCUUUGAAUACUACAAUAAAAGAUACGGUAGCUCCGGUGGUAGAAGAGAUAGAACGUGAAGAAAAAGAAAUUGGAAAAAAAAGACAAGUGCUAAAACGAACACAAGCUGAAAUAGGAAUUAUCAAAAGAAGAGAAACCGAAAGAAACGAACAAGAAAUUGAUGAUAGUGCUGAUAAUGAUGGUGAGGAUGAUGAUGAUAAUGAUGAUGAAAAUGAUGCCGAUAAUGAUGAUGGUGAUGACUAUGUGAAAAGAAAACGAUUUCAAUCUCGCACACUUACUUUACCACCUGAAUAUGAUAAAAAUGACUCAAAAUGGACUUUGAGGUAUCAUGAGUACGCACCAGGGCUUGUUGAACUUAUAGAACAUACAGGCGUGUAUAUCAAUGCUGUUAAACUCGUCAAUUGUAAAAGACUAGCCAAAAAUUCCAAAACACUAGCACGAUUAUUGUUAGUAGAAAUUUUUACAGAGAGUGCGUUGUAUACAUGUUCCUUAACUGGCGUUAGAGCUAAGGCAUUCGAUAUUGAUGGGACACAUGUAAGGCCUGGAUUGGAUGAAAAUGCAAGAACUGUUUUAUUGACUUACGUUGAACAGUAUGCCCAAGCCAGUAAGUGGCCUAAAACAGCCAAUCAGUCUAUUUUAAACAGUAUACGUAAUAAAAUGCAAGAAAUUAGAUUCAAAUGUAAUAAAUGAAUGUAUUUAUAGAUUAUAUCAAUAUUUUAUUGUUACAAAAGCUUACGGGUAUUAGUAUUAGUUUAUUUAAUCAAUUUUCAAGGAUUCAUUAGCGUAAGUUGAUAAGAUUUUUCCGCCUACUAAUUGACGUGUAUCAUAUUAUACAUGGAAAUAUAAGAAUCAUAAUAUAUUGUGUUUUUUUCCUCCUCAUUUUACUCUAACCACUAAUUAAUACUCGAAAUAAGUCUAAUCAUCCUUAAAUGGAAUUAAUCAGCAGCUGCCAUUCCACUCAACUGUCGAGCCAAUUGAGAAUGAAAUUACAUAAAACUUUGCUCCUCAUUCGACUCUCAGUGCUGUAUAGUUAUCAGACAAACACUCUAAAACCAAGUGUGUUACGAGUGUAUUAUUUUAACACAUAUUGAAUGUGUUCUAUGUUUAAGGCCAUAAACAAAACUAUAGUUUUUUGUUGUCACUUGAAACACGUUUCACGGUGUAUUAAUAAAAAUCUAUAGAUUGCUUAUGGCGUUUCAAUGUUAUUCGGCAAGUGUGUUAAUUUCGACUUUAUACACACCUGGUUUCAGAGUGAAAUACUAUUAGCUGUAUGUAUAAAAUAUUUAUUGGUGCGCAUCGUUUAAUAGAUAUGAUUUC